AGAAAAAGAAAAAGAAACGGAAUCGGAAAAAAGUUGUGCUUAUUUUGCAGUGUUCCCAGUUACCGGCGAGUUUGGACUGGCCGCAAUCGUCGUCGCCAGCCUUCUGUGCUUCCGCCUCUGCCAGUCUACAGAGACCCGAAAUUAUCUCAAUUCCAACAUUCAAACAUUCGAUAUUGGUUUCUCCAAUUCAAUCUAAGAAAUCUGUGAUCCUCUCUCGAGUUGGGGUUUAUCUCAAAACCCAAAAUCAAACCCAAUCAUGGAGGCAUUGGCGUCAAACCCCCGAAGAAGCACUGCCUCCAACAAACAGCAACAAGAAGCGAAGAUUCCGAAACCCCAACGACCGAACCAAUUUCCAUCACACCGGGACGCGGUGCACGUGUCCCCAAAUGCGAGAAAACUGUGCGAGCUGCUGACGCGAACCCCUCCUAACGACAUCGAAACUGCCCUAACUAACUGUGGGAUCCGGCCUUCCCACGAUGAGGUCCACGAGGUCCUCGGGCUGUCCUACAGCGUGCCGUCGUCGGCCGUGAAGUUCUUCCGGUGGGCCGGGCAGCUUCAAAAGCACUCGGGCCAUGCCUGGAACUUGAUGGUGGACCUGUUGGGGAAGAACGGGGUGUUUGAGUACAUGUGGGACGCCAUCAGGUCCAUGAAGCAGCAAAAGCAGCUGGCAUUGCCCACCUUUGUCUCCGUUUUCGAGAGCUACUGCACUGCUGGCAGGUUCAAUGAAGCCUUUAUGAGCUUCGAUGUUAUGGACAGGUACGGCAUUCAGCCCGACGUUGUUGCCGUCAAUUCCCUCCUCAGCGCCAUCUGCCGCGAGGACAAUCAGACAACCGUCGCAUUGGAGUUCUUCCAUAAGAUCAAGGGCAAGAUUCCGCCCGACGGGGAUACUUUCGCCAUUUUGCUGGAGGGCUGGGAGAAGGAAGGAAAUGCCGCCAAGGCCAAGAGCACGUUCGGCGAGAUGGUGGUUAGAAUUGGUUGGGAUAGGAAGAACAUGGCUGCCUACGAUGCUUUCUUGAUGACAUUGGUUCGUGCAUUGCAGGUUGAUGAGGCUGUCAAGUUCUUGAAGGUGAUGAAGGACCAUGACUGCUUCCCAGGUUUGAAAUUCUUUACCAAUGCUCUUGAUAUUAUCAUCAAGCAAAACGAUGCGGCUAAUGCUGUCAUUUUGUGGGAUGUCAUGCUUGAGAGUGCCUUGGUAGUGCCUAACUUAGUAAUGUACAAUGCUGUCAUUGGCUUGCUUUGCAAUAACAAUCAGAUAGAUCACGCCUUUCGCCUGCUCGAUCAGAUGGCGUUUCAGGGUGUUUUCCCUGACUCCCUCACUUAUAACAUUGUUUUUGAGUGUUUGGUGAGGAACAAGAAGGUUCAUGUGGCCGAGAGGUUCUUCAACGAGAUGGUGAAGAACGAGUACCCGCCCACCAGUACCAACUGUACCUCGGCCAUUGCAAUGUUCUUUGAUCGUGAUGAUCCUGAGGCAGCGCAAUCGAUUUGGACUUACAUGGUUGAGAAUCAUAUUAAGCCGCUCAGUGAUGCUGCCAAUGAGGUGCUACUUGGUCUUUGUCAGCUGGGCCGGCUCUCGGAGGUGAAAAGGUCAGCGGAAGACAUGCUGGAUUGGAAGAUCAUGAUAUAUGAGUCCACAAUGGCAAAGUUGAAGGAUGCAUUCUAUAGAGAUAGUAGGACUGCGAGGGACAGAUAUGACAGUCUGUCCAGGAGGUGGAAAGCUCAUGGCAAAUUGUAAUUUAGACAAACCUUUUCUUUUUGUGUUGAACUUUUCAGUAUAUAGCCAUCACUGACUGAGAUAGUGUUAAAUGAGUUUUAUCCUUUCACUCCCUCGCAGUAAGCCUUUCCCUUUGAAAUUCUUUUGCAUCGGGAGUUAUUUUUGCUGUCUAUAGUCUUUUCUUCCAUUCAUAUUACAUGUUUAUGUUAAAUGUUUACAGGUGGUCAUUAUUCUUGAUUCUUCUGUCUUCUACAUGUUCAUGAGGUUGGUAUUUUUGAAGUUGGCAACAGUGCUACUUGAGAUGAACUUCAUUGAGGCUCCUGAAUUGUAGUUUCUUUGUGCGUGAGGAUUUUGAGUUUCCAUAUAUUAUGGAGUUACCAUAAUAUGAAUUGCUUUGUAUGAGUGAAUAAUUUGCUUUGAAAAUAACGUUAGUAUUUUAGCUGGAGGUUAAGUCUUCACCUCAAUGGUAGGGGGUGAUGACUUGUGAUGCGGUAGUCACAAGUUCAAAUGCUGGAAAUAAUCUCUCCACUUGUGGUAGUAAGGUUGCAAAUAGGCCUACCUUCCUUAAACACCAUCCACUGGGAAAACCUAAUGCUUUUACAGUUCUGCCCAGCUUUAUCUUUCACUUAUUCACACUCUGGUUCUCUGGCUUUUUUUUAUUUGUAUCACCCGUACAACCAUGGUGGGGUUUCUAUAUUUUCAUUCUCCAGCAAUUUCUCCCUCUUCUUUUGCUCAAAAUGCUUUAAUAUGUGAGCUUACCAAGCUUGGCAAUUUUGGUUGCCUUCCAUUACAGUUCAGAUUGCAGAAGUACUGUGAUCUAAUACUCAUGAAGUAUUAAGUUUUACAAAGGGGUAGCAGCAUAUCUGGUUACUAUUUGUUAUAUGGAAUUUUUACUAUUUAUAUGUGGAUCUUGAAUGCAAACGCCUCAUGUAUCAUGUCCUGUCAUUUUUGUUAUCACUUGGUGAUGCAAAUGGGGAACAUGGUAUUGAGGAUCCAACUUUUAUAGUUGAAGGAUAAAAGCUCCUUUAGUGGUCUGCAUGCCACUCUGAGGGUCUUGUUUUCUUUUAAGUUUGGCAAACUUAGAAGGAAAAGUUCAAUACCAGGUGGAUACCUUAGAUAUUGUUCUUCAAUUUGGAGAGAUCAUCAAUUUAUUUUUGCAAGUUUGCCAUGCUCUUGAAGAGAUUAAGAAUUGAUUGACAGGAGCAAUCUUUCUCCGGAGCCACAGGACUUAACAAUAGUCCUUGUCUCUGUUUUGGUUAGUUUGUCUUUAUCUUCCAUUUUUCUGAUCUUCAAUUACCUUUGAAAGUCGUCCACAAGAUUGUGCUGUAAAUGCCAAGCCCAGGCAGUUGUCAUUGCAAAUAUUUGACAAGCAUGAGCAGCAUUAGAUGGUCAACAGUUGGCACAAGGGUUGAUGUUUGAAUUCUCACAUUUUAUUCAAGGUUUCCUGUUUAGUUAUUCUUGUGAUUUGUGAAUGUUCGGAACGGUGAUCAUUCUUAUAAAAGCUUUACUUUUACCAAAUGUAAGCGUGAGGCACUAGUGCACUAAACUAAUGUUAAGUGCGGUCUGUUUAUUCGGUUUUCAGUAUCAAAUUAUGCACUGGAAUUAUCAGUGUUUGUACGAUGUUAUGGUUCUGUUCUAUAGUUCACACAUUCAUCGCUUAAUGCGUGCAGCUAUCAUUGUAAUGUAUGAUUGAAUAUGUAGUACAAACUUGCAAGCAAACUGUUAUUGGUUAGUAGUUACCUUGGUUUGUUCUAUUACACUGCACUUGUGAAAAAUUUCAUGGAUAAAGUUGAUUCGUUUCUAGACCUUAUUAAGGCUCCUCAUAGUUUGCGAAUCAUUCUGUUAGUUUU
This is a messenger RNA of Arachis stenosperma, 3561 nucleotides long. RefSeq names its product pentatricopeptide repeat-containing protein At1g77360, mitochondrial-like. Gene Ontology annotation, cellular component: chloroplast. Gene Ontology annotation, molecular function: protein binding. The record is from RefSeq and is a predicted model, not a curated record. The transcript has a single exon. NCBI's taxonomy places the organism in Eukaryota, Viridiplantae, Streptophyta, Magnoliopsida, Fabales, Fabaceae. Bases 257 to 1732 code for a protein of 491 amino acids.